This is a messenger RNA of Lecanosticta acicola, 1263 nucleotides long. The record is from the annotation of a GenBank genome assembly. NCBI's taxonomy places the organism in Eukaryota, Fungi, Ascomycota, Dothideomycetes, Mycosphaerellales, Mycosphaerellaceae.
AUGUUUCUCCCCUUCCUCACUAUUACUGUUCUGGUGGCAUCCGUAGCUGCAGAUAGCGUCAGCACCUAUUCGCAGCAGAAAUGCCGCACCAAGCUUAACACCUGGCAAGGGCAGGGUGGAACCACGACAAAGACGUUCAUUCAAACAUUCACAAAGACUCUCCGCCCAGUCAUCACACCCACCUCCACCUUCACACCGGGCCAAUCGACUCUCCUCAGCACGACAACGAUUACUCAGACAUCCACUACAUCUCUUCCUCAAACAACGGACACCUUUUCGUCCACCCUGUCCUUCACCGACACAAGCACUGUCUCGACCACUCUCGUUUCCACCAUCUUAUCCACCACCACUGUCACCACGACUAGCACCCUCGAUACUACCACUGUCGCUGCUUCUGCUGGUUUCACUCCAAUCUGGUCCGCCUUGUCAUCGUCGGGACAUGCAGCAUCCAAGAAGGUCAAACGAGGUAGCGUCAUCCGAGACGCUGAGCCCGGAGCACAACCAGAGGCGGAGGCCAAUGCUCGCUUUGGCUACAAGAAGCAGACUGGCAAUGGCCCGAAGAUUACUUGCAAUCCCGAUGGCAGCCUCACCUACAACCCACCGCAAUACCGGGGCUCAGUCACAUGCUACAAGCAAGUGCAAGUCGUCACCACCAAACUUCUUCCAACAACGGCGAUGACCACCAAAACGGUCACUGCUCCUCGUCUGACAACUACCGUCGUAAGCCGUGUCCAUCUCACCUUGUCCCACAUGAAGCUAAUGCAUCGCCAGUACUCCACCAGCACGGCCGAGACAACGACAACCAUUACACCUAUCGCAGCUUCGACAACUCUCACCGUCUCCAUCACGACCACCCUAACAUCAACGACUACUUUCUCUUCCACGACCUCCGGGCUCCUCACCACCACUACAGCUGUCUUGGCUCCCCAGCCCACGUACUAUGCGGCUUGUGCAUCUAACAACGUUGCAUCCUUUGUUGAUAGCAACCGCAUCAACACCAUCGCCACGGAGGACCCAGACAACGGCUUCUCCUUUGGCAAUUCGACCACCACUGCUUAUGACUGCUGUGUCCAGUGCGUGGUCAAUGGCAACUGCGGUGGCUCGACUUUCCACCCUGCUUCAGGAACUUGCUACUUCUUCCCGCUUGUCGGAGCGACCUGCAGUGGUAGCACUGAUGUGGGCAGCUUCACGACUCAGACCGGAACGAAGGUGGGCUUCCAAGUGAGUGACGGCAACUGUGGUGCAGUUGUGCUUGCUUCUUGA